UACUGAAUUAGCAAACAUGAAUAUAUGCUUUCCUUGGGCUGGAAGCGCUCGUGGUAGACCGCGAAAAGGGAUGAUGAGAAGAGCUGUGUUUUCAGAUACUCAAAGGCGGGGUCUAGAAAAAAGAUUCCAAAUUCAAAAGUAUAUUAGUAAACCAGAUCGAAAAAAACUUGCAGAAAGAUUGGGACUCAAAGAUUCACAGGUGAAAAUUUGGUUUCAAAAUCGCCGAAUGAAGUGGAGAAACAACAAAGAGAGAGAGCUGAUGGCAUCGGGUGGUUCACGUGAACAAACAUUGCCAAAUAAAAACAAUCCAAAUCCUGACUUAAGUGAUACUGAUGGUGAUAGACCUAGAAUAGAUGUUAGUGAUAUUAGUCCUAUAGCGAGUCCACGAAGAUCUACCGAUGACCUUACUGAUAAUGAAGAAAAUGAAGAGAUUAUCAAUGUUACGUGAUCAUGAUGAACU
This is a messenger RNA of Microplitis demolitor, 460 nucleotides long. RefSeq names its product homeobox protein DBX1-A-like (gene Dbx). Lineage: Eukaryota; Metazoa; Arthropoda; Insecta; Hymenoptera; Braconidae. The record is from RefSeq and is a predicted model, not a curated record. The transcript has 2 exons. Gene Ontology annotation, biological process: regulation of transcription by RNA polymerase II. Gene Ontology annotation, molecular function: DNA-binding transcription factor activity, RNA polymerase II-specific; DNA binding. Bases 17 to 448 code for a protein of 143 amino acids.